AUGCAGCAAGAAUUGAAAUUAAAGCGGAUGAUAUUAGGAGAUAUUGCAAUUGAUCUCAAUUUUUCCGCUAUAUUUUGUUUUAAACUCAAGAAAAUAUUAGCGAGCGGCAAAAGCGAUAAUUCCACUAAGGUUAACUUAAAAGUCACCUUAUUGGAAACUUCCCAUUUCAAGUUUUCUGUAAGGUGCCUCUGCGGUCGUAUAUUAGGCCCCACAUGUAAGACUUCACGGAAUCUGCUGAAGGCAAACUAUAGGCAUACAAAAGGAGCAGUUGUAAUUUUACGGUUUCCAUCGAAUAACGAAAAGUUCGAAAAAGAAAUUUGCACAUCUCCGUCGAGAAUACAAGAAUAA
This is a messenger RNA of Clunio marinus, 348 nucleotides long. NCBI's taxonomy places the organism in Eukaryota, Metazoa, Arthropoda, Insecta, Diptera, Chironomidae. The record is from the annotation of a GenBank genome assembly.